Arachis ipaensis is the source of this 1119-nucleotide messenger RNA. Lineage: Eukaryota; Viridiplantae; Streptophyta; Magnoliopsida; Fabales; Fabaceae. The record is from RefSeq and is a predicted model, not a curated record.
AUGAAUAAGGCCUACGAUAGACUGGAAUGGAGCUUCUUGCAAAGGGUCAUGGAAGAGUUCGGUUUCAGUAGUGAGUGGGUGAGGUUGGUGAUGAGCUACGUGAAAAGUGCUACUUACAGAUUUAAAAUAAAUGAAAACCUGUCAACCAAGAUCUUCCCACAGAGAGGUGCGCAGGAAGAAGAAAUUUAUCAACUCAUUCAGAUUCUAAAUAAAUAUACCGAAGCAUCAGGCCAGAGAAUCAACACUGAGAAGUCUGGACUGAUAUUUGGUAAUCAACGUAGAUGCGCAGUUAAACCAUCAUGCAGCAUAUGUCAGGCUGAGAACGAAACAGUUGAACAUGCAUUACUAUUGUGUCCGUGGACUAGGGCAGUUUGGUUCGGUUCUAGCCUUCAAAUUGCGCCUACAGCCAAUAAUGUUUCAUCUUUUGAAAAAUGGAUGAUGGAUACAGCAAGGAAUCAACACAUUUACCAGCAAAUAAGAAUCAAUCCAAAACAGGUAAUUAUCAACGCAGAGCAGCUAGCAACUGAAUAUCACAAUACAACAAGGAGUCGCAGCACAGACAACAUAUCAAGAGCAGAUAGGAGUGGUGAAAAGAAGAUGAUUACCUGGAGGCCCUCGCCACAAAACAAGUUGAAGGCAAAUACUGACGCGGCUUUCCAUAAGGAAUCUGGCACCGCAGCUGCGGCAGUCGUCGUCAGAGAUUGGCAGGGAAAGAUCAUUACUGGAACAACAUCAAGGUUCAUCACAACUUCAGCAAUAGCGGCAGAGGCUCAAGCAUAUAGAGAGGCACUUAUUCUGAUUAGGAAUUUACAAAUGGACAAUUGCAUAAUUGAAACUGACUGUCUACCUUUGGUUCAAGCCAUCAAGGCUAGAAUGCCCAUAGCAGAAGCGGAUGCUAUCAUCAGAGACAUUCUCCAGCUGCUGGACGAGGCUCCGGACGUGGGAGCUACCUGGACUCCAAGGGAAGGCAAUAAUGUAGCUCACCAACUGGCAGCAAUGGCAGCAGGGAAUGAAAUCAAGAGACAGUGGAUAUUUGAUCCUCCUAAUCAAAUCAGGAACACAAUCAGAACAGAAGCUGGAUUCGCAAUUCUUCAGCACAAUCAGCAGAUUCAUAAAUAA